Messenger RNA from Mycena indigotica, 2874 nucleotides. Its product is annotated as SNF1 kinase complex beta-subunit. The transcript is spliced from 6 exons. Gene Ontology annotation, cellular component: nucleotide-activated protein kinase complex; nucleus; cytoplasm. NCBI's taxonomy places the organism in Eukaryota, Fungi, Basidiomycota, Agaricomycetes, Agaricales, Mycenaceae. Bases 757 to 2874 code for a protein of 705 amino acids. The record is from RefSeq and is a predicted model, not a curated record. Gene Ontology annotation, biological process: signal transduction. Gene Ontology annotation, molecular function: protein kinase binding.
GCCCUCGUUUUUCCCUGCCCUCUUCUCGCGGGGUAUACAUACGCCCCCCCACCCCACCCACGCGCGGCCGUUCCUUUCUUUCUUCGACCUUUCGCCGAUUGUGGGCAUGGGGCAGAGCCAGUCCCAGAGCCAGAGCCAGCACAGCACGAGCCAAAGCCAAAGCCAAAGCCGCAGCCAGAGCCAGCCGGCGACGCCGCGGACGAGCACGCAUACCGGGCGGGGCCACCGCAGGGACGAGAGGGAGAAGGCGUCGCCCAGCAAGACCCGCCUGCCGGCGUCGCCGUCGCCGUCCACCACCACCGCCUCGACCCCUCACACCACCCCCUCCUCCUCUACCCCUACCCCUACCAACCACACCACCACCACCACCACCACCACCCCCACGCCCCACCGAGCCGCACGGGCAGCCGCGAGCCGUUCGCGCUGCGCCCGAACCGGCGCUCGAUCGAGCUGCCGGGGCUGAACACGUUCGGGCCCGGCCCCGACGCCGCCGCCGGCCACGGCCACGGCCACGGGCACGGGCACGGGAAGCCGCUGCGCGUGUCGUCGACGCGGCUCGUGGACCGGGGGCGGGCGCUGCUGCACCGCGAGGGGCGCAAUGCGAAUGCGAAUGGAAGUUUUGGGGGGAAGAGGGGUCAGCAGCAGCGGUCGGCGGCGAUUGCGAUACCGGGCGGGAGACGGAGGGACGGGGAGGAGGAGGGCGACGGGGAGGAGGGCGCGACGGAGACGGGGUAUGGGAGGCAUGUGCAGGCGGGGAUGGCGAGGAGGCGGGCGGAGAAGGAGAGGGAGCGGGAGAGGGAGGAGGAGAAAAGAAGGGGCCGCUCGCCGACGAGGAGCCGCUCACGCCACGAGGAAAGGCUGAGGGCGCCGACGAACUCGCCGACGCCGGGUAUGCGGAGCCGGAGCCGGAGUCGGAGCCCGUCGAGGGAGCGCACGCCGUCGCGGUCACGCUCGCGCACGCCGUCGCGCACCCGGACGCGCACGCCGUCGCCCGCGACGACGGCGUCGCAGUCGCACCACGCACACCUGGACGAGGCGGAGCGCGAGCGGCAGCGCACCGCCUCGCACCGCGCAGCGAUGGUCGCCGCGUCCGAGCGCGCCCGCGCCCAGGAGCAGGCGAACCCGCAGCCGCAGCCGCGGUACUACCACCACCACACAAACAGCGCCGCGAGCGCAUAUCAAGAAGAAGUUAUUUUUUCGACGAUCCCGCUGACGAUCGGGCCGGCGUACGUCGGCGCGGCGGAGGGCGACGGCGAGGUCGACGGCGACGGCGAGGACGAGGAGGACGGCGUCGGCGGCGCGGAGGGCGGGAGGAGCAAGGCGGUCGCGGCGAUGGUCGACGAGAUCGUGGGACCGGCGCUGACGCCGAUCGAGAUCGUGUACCGCGGGGAGGGCGCGGAGGUCGAGCUGAUCCGCGCGGGCGACGGGGAUUGGCUGAAUAGGACGCCGUUGGAGCGCAGGUCCCCCGCCGCGGGCGCGCCCUGGGCGGUGACGAUCCACCUCCCGCCGGGGACGCACCACUACCGCUUCGUCGUGGACGGCAACGUGCUCGUCGCGCCCGCCGCCGAGGCCGCGAACGCGGUCGACGACCAGGGGUUCAUCACGAACUACGUCACGGUGCCCGCGCCGGCCAGCACGAGCGCGGGCGGGAGCCCGACGGCGAGCGUGAGCCCCGUCGCGACGACCGCGGGGCCCGGCCUCGGGCUCGGGCUGGCGGCCGUGCCGGAGGCGCCGACGCCGACCGCGCCGACGCCGGGGAUAGGGGCAGGGGCGGGCAGUGUGGGGCGCGCGGGGAGCACAAGGAAGAAACGCCGGCCGAGCUUCCCGCUGACGGCGCCGCCGGUGGUGGUCCCGCCUGUGCGGGUGGGGCACCCGGACGGGAGCUUCUGGGACGCGAACAGCGUGGACGGGUCGUCGGACGGCGGGCGGGGCGGCAACUACAGCUACAACACGCCGGCGGCGAACGGGGCGGUGGCCGGGGCGGCGAAGCGGAAGGUGGUGUGGACGAGCGAGAUCCCGGAGGAGCUGUAUGCGGCGCAGGCGCAGGAGGAGGAGUGGGCGGGCGCGGUGGCGGCGGUGCAGGAGGAGCUCGCGGCGAGGGAGCGCGAGCGGGGAAGGCCGAACGGGCACCACCACCACCAGGGGAGAGGGGCGGCGGUGGCGUACCCGCCGGAGCCGAGCAUCCCCGCGGCGACGCACCUGCCGCGCCACCUCGAGCGGCUGAUCCUGAACCGGCCGAGCCCGGGCGUGGUGAUCCCGCGGGUGGGCACGGGCGCGGGGAACACGGGGUUCGUCGUGCCCGCGCCGAGCUGGGCGGCGGGCGGGGCCGGGGGCAAUGGCAAUGGCAAUGGGGGAGGGCGGGAGAGCCCGGCGCUCAGGGUGACGACGGCGAGCGGGACGGACGUGACGAUGCCGGGCAACUCGAUGAUGAUGGGCUUCGCGGCGAUGUCGGGCACCGCCGCCGCCGCCUCUGCCUCGGGCAACGGCAACGGGCACCUCGCGCCGCCGGCCCCGCGCGAGCACUCGCCCGCCUCGGCCGCGGCGCACGCGAACGGGGGCACGCCGCUGAUCGCGGACGACCCGAGCGUGCUGCAGACGCCGUCGCACGCGGUGCUGUACCACCUGUGCACGAGCUCGAUCAAGGACCGCAUGAUCGCGGUCGGCGCGAGCACGCGGUACAGGCAGAAAGCUCAUCUGUAUCCAACAACUCGACUCCUCGAUCCGACUCUCUUUGUAUCCCUCCCCUCCCUCCCCUGGCGGGCGGCCGGCGCGCGCAGGCCGUCGACCGUCCUUUUACCAAUUAUAGAGAUUUCCCGUUUUUGUUGUGUCUUUUUCUUAUCCCCCGACUGCGAAAAGCGAUGCCUGCCUCCCUGA